Messenger RNA from Rubroshorea leprosula, 1293 nucleotides. The record is from the annotation of a GenBank genome assembly. Lineage: Eukaryota; Viridiplantae; Streptophyta; Magnoliopsida; Malvales; Dipterocarpaceae.
CAAACUUCAAGUCGGAUGACGAGUACAUAAGCAAACGCCGCAAGCUCUCGGAAGUCCUUACUGCAGUCUCUGGCUUCAAAAAUUGUCUAAAAACCUCAAAACAAUAGAUUAUUGCUCUCGUCCGGAGAAAUGAGCCGCAAGAGAGACAGAACCCACUUCUCCCGCCACGCUCCGGCUUCCAACCCAAAACGCCGUCGGCCUUUGCCGCCCCAGCCGCCACCCGAGGAGGAGGAGAAGCCAACUGCAAGGCCCACUCCGCCUCCUGCCGUGGUAGUGAUGGGAUUGCCUCCAGAUUGCUCCGUCCUCGAUUUGAAGUCACGGUUCGUGAUCUACGGAUCUAUCUCCCGCAUCCGGAUUGACCGCGAUGCUGUGGGCUAUAUCGUCUACCGCUCCAAGGAAUCCGCUGAGGCUGCCAUUGCUGCUGCCCUUGAUGCGUCCUUCGGCAUCACAAUUGAUUCCAAAAGAGUACAAGUGUUGUGGGAAACUGACCCUUUGGCACAAUGGAGGGAAGGAGUAGGGGCUGGUGCUAAUAAGGAUAAUGUGCCAUCCUCAUCCUUGGCUUCAAAGCUUUUGAGGGCAGAGGUGCCUCUGAGUAAGCAUGGAAGAGGUAAUAAGCUUGCAUCAGCUAUAGUCAACCCCAAAAGUAAUGGAGUUGGUUCUUCCAUGUUAGAAGUGCCUUCCAGAGGUAGAGAAAUCAUUGCUUAUGAUGAUAUUCUGUAAUUUAUUGCUAGUUUUCUUGUGGUUCUAUCUUCCUAUGUAAAAUUUGAUAGGAGCUUUACUUUGUAGGAUGGUUAAUAUCCUGGAAGGUAUGCAUUAUUUGCUUUGUAGUCAUUUGUGAUGUUUUUUUCAUUUUGUGAUGGCAAUGAUGUGGUGUUGCCAUAUAGUAUUUACAAAAAAGGUAUUUCCAGUCUUGACUGGCUUGGAAACAUGCCACUUUGGAAAUGCUGCUUCCAUAUUGUUCUUGUAGUUGUUUUGUUUUAGAAGAUUCGUGUGCUCCAGUUCCCAAAUAUCAAUGACUGAACUUCAUUGUAUCCUAAUUCAAGAGUGACCUAGGUAUCUGUAAUUUUACAUAGCUUGUUUAGGUUCAAUUUGGGGGAUUUUUACGUUGCAACCUUUUCUCCUUCUCCUUAGCUAUGCACCAGCGAUAACUCACAGUUAUACUGCAAAUUUGGUUUCUCUACUCGUGCCAGUGAAGCUCUUUGGAUGAUCCAGUUGUUAUUUCUUGACUUAUACCUAGGGUGAAUUAUGAAAAUGCUUUCUUAUUUUGCUUUGAAAUAUAACUUGGUUGUUCCU